UGAUACCUGUAUUUUGUAAACAUUGUGACUGCUUUUUCUAGUAUCUCUAAACACCAAAACGAAUUUUCACACCUCCCCAGCCCACCACCUAACAGGCGACAAAAAGAAUGCCUACUCACGCUUAUAAGAAUCGUAAGCUUCGUGGUCACGUUUCCGCCGGUCACGGUCGUAUCGGCAAGCACAGGAAGCACCCUGGUGGUCGUGGUCUUGCUGGUGGUCAACACCAUCUCCGUACUCACUUGGACAAGUACCACCCUGGUUACUUUGGUAAGGUCGGUAUGCGCCAUUAUCACCUCCUUAAGAACCCCUUGUGGCGCCCUACUGUCAACUUGGACCGUCUCUGGACUUUGGUCCCUAACGAGACCCGUGAAAAGUACUUGGGUAAGAACGCUGAAGUUGCCCCUGUGAUUAAUGUCCUCCAAUCUGGUUAUGCCAAGGUUUUGGGUAAGGGUCGUCUUCCUGAGAGUCCUGUCAUCGUUCAAGCUCGCUACGUCUCCCGCAGAGCCGAGGAGAAGAUCAAGCAAGCUGGUGGUGUUGUUGAACUCGUUGCUUAAAAAGAUUUAAUAAAUGUUGUUUGGUUUUAA
Molecule: messenger RNA, 584 nt
Organism: Schizosaccharomyces cryophilus OY26
Lineage: Eukaryota; Fungi; Ascomycota; Schizosaccharomycetes; Schizosaccharomycetales; Schizosaccharomycetaceae
Product: 60S ribosomal protein L27/L28
Exons: 1
Coding region: 108-554 (148 amino acids)
Biological process (GO): translation
Cellular component (GO): cytosolic large ribosomal subunit; ribosome
Molecular function (GO): structural constituent of ribosome
Source: RefSeq, a predicted model, not a curated record